UCAGAGAUAAUUUAUUGACCGUACAGUCGCAAUCUAUCCGUGGUGACAUAGACUCCUAACAAUACAAGCCAAGAGGCUCAAAAAUGAUUUUAAUUUUAUCAUUAUCAAUAUUGUUAGUUUAUUCUAGUGCAUUACCUAAUGGCAACAGAGGAGGAGCAUUGGACACUUCAUUUAUUGAUACCAUCGCAGCCUCAAUAAGGAAGCACAAAGAUAAUGCCGAUACGCAGAACGUUGUAACCGUACCACCAAACUGUCCAGAGGGCCAAGUUCUAGUAAAUGGGGUUUGCCGUGAUAUAUGGAGGACGAGAGUCAACUUCCAAACGUAUGUCAAUGGGAAUCCUGAGAGCCACAACGUAGUUGUAGUACCACCUAACUGUCCUCCUGGCCAAACAUUAGUCAAUGGGGUUUGCCGUGACAUAUGGAGCGCAGGAAUAAAGCCGCAAAUGUAUUUCAGUGAAUAUGUUGAUAACCAAAACGUAGUCGUCGUACCACCUAACUGUCCGCCUGGCUAUGUGCUAGUCAAUGGGGUGUGCCGUGAAGAAUGGAACAGAGAAAGCAAGACGACGCAUUUCAGUGAAUAUGCUGACAACAAAAAUGUAGUCGUCGUACCACCCAACUGUCCGCCUGGCUAUGUACUAGUCAAUGGGGUGUGCCGUGAAGAAUGGAACUUUGCGUUGGAUAUCAAGUUUCCAACAUUUAAACUGGAAUGUCCAUUAGGCUAUGCAUUGAUAGCUGGCUUGUGUAUAGACCAACGAAGAAACGUAAUUACGGUUCCCAAUAAUUGUCCAGAAGGCCAAGUUUGGUUCAAUGGAGCAUGUCGUGAUGUUUGGAGAGCACUAGAUGUAAAAGUAUCUCCUGAAACACGUUAAACAGAAAAGGUUCUCUUCAAAAUUCGUCAAGUUCGAAUGAAUGAUGAACAGAAAUAAUUACUUAAAUAAUAAAUAACCAUAUGAAAUUAAA
This is a messenger RNA of Amyelois transitella, 960 nucleotides long. RefSeq lists its product as uncharacterized. Bases 84 to 869 code for a protein of 261 amino acids. The transcript has 8 exons. NCBI's taxonomy places the organism in Eukaryota, Metazoa, Arthropoda, Insecta, Lepidoptera, Pyralidae. The record is from RefSeq and is a predicted model, not a curated record.